Molecule: messenger RNA, 1920 nt
Organism: Penicillium daleae
Lineage: Eukaryota; Fungi; Ascomycota; Eurotiomycetes; Eurotiales; Aspergillaceae
Product: fungal specific transcription factor domain-containing protein
Exons: 4
Coding region: 1-1920 (639 amino acids)
Biological process (GO): positive regulation of transcription by RNA polymerase II
Cellular component (GO): nucleus
Molecular function (GO): DNA-binding transcription factor activity; transcription cis-regulatory region binding
Source: RefSeq, a predicted model, not a curated record
AUGUCCUCACCAUACGAAUCGCAUGAUAGAUCGACGGUACUGGCGCAACCGGCGCAUUCGGAUACACCUUACUUGGGACAGCAAUUCACAUUAACGUUUAUCGACAGUAAGAAAGGUGUCCGCAGACUAAGUGCCGAAAAUGCAGCAAAGCACCGACAGGCAAUAUUCACGGAGACGGAACGUCAGUCCAUGAGCACUGAAGUUAUCAAUUCAGUGCCCGAACACAAUCCUACGCAAGCGUUACUUGACCUCGAAAGAUUCGAUCAAUGUUCGGAUGUGACCACCCCAUUCUCCUUUUUCCAUGGGCCUUUCGGGGUCUCGAGGCUAUCUCGACUCAUCGAAACGGAUGUCACAGAUCUGGAGACACAAGAUAGCCCCCCUGCGAUCGAUGAGAUAAUUGGACAAGCAGAGGAGACAAAUCUCUUCUUCAAUACUCCAACCCAUCUACCAGCCGAUGAAUCAUGGCUGCUUGAAUUAAUUCCACCAGAAAUGGAACCCAUCGGGAUACUCCCCGACAGCCCUCGAUCACAAAUCACUUCAUCGCCUUCUCUCUUCAAUGACAACCAUGAAGCAUGGGCUAUCCUAUCACACUACAAAGACAGGAUCGUACACUUGAUUUCCCCCUUAGGCUAUGGCCAAGAGGGUGCUUGGCUAAACCUGGUGAUGCCAUACGCUGUUAAUACAUUGGGGGAGCUUACGAUGAGUGGAAGUGCAAAUCACGCUCGACUGGCCUUAUUAAAUGCACUGCUCAGUACAAGUGCUUUCCAUCUAGGGCAGCAUUCAGUUAUGCGCAUUGAUCAUUGGAUUGCAGUCGGCAAUUCUUAUUUGCAGAAAGCCGAGAGUCACUUCGUGCGAUGCAUGGAAGAGAAUCGCAUGUCAGGUGUUAAGAAGAACAAGUACAAGGAGAUUCUCAUGGCCAUUCUGAGUCUUUCCACUGCUUACAUGGUACAUGGAGACUCAGAUAAGCGUCGAUGCUGCCUAGUACAAGCGGAGAAAUUCAUCUCCAUCAACGGAUUUGCAAAGUCUACAAUUUCACAGAAACGGCGAUCCCUUCAUCACUGCUACGCAUACAUGCGCAUCAUGGCCGAAACUACGUGCAUUGAUGACGGGUUGAGCGAAAGGCUAGCCAACACCAGUCUAUCUCCAGAGAGAGACGCACCCAGCGCAGAAUUCCGAAUCAGCUCCGAUAUUACUUUCUCAGAAGACAUUUUGGCCGAAGAAAAGGAUCCUGGCGUGGCACAACGAGAUCUUCACCUCGCCAUUCCAGGCCGUUGGAGCUUAACGCUGUUCCCGGAGAUGUACGGUGUGGCAGAGAGCUUUCUCAUGCUCUUGUCGCAGGUAAUUCGGCUCGCUAAUGAGCGAGACUUCUCUAUAUUAUAUCAGAAUGCGAGCGGCAGACUCAACCUUAGGGACUUUUGGUUGCGAGCAAAGGCGCUGGAGAAGGGGAUCAGUAUUCUUCUAAGGUCAUGCACAUCGGAGUCUACUACUAGGCGUGAUUACGAGAGCGACAUGGAAGCUGGUAAUCCAAGAGCACACGCCAUGUACACUGCGUUGCUCAUCUUCUUCCACCGACGGAUAUACGACCUCGAUGCUACCAUGCUCCAACGAGAAGUCACUUCUGUGCGCUCUUUGCUCAUGCAUAUUCAGCAAGAUGGAGCUGGCAAGAGUGGAGAAAGUAUGGCUACGCUCAUAUGGCCCGCAUUUAUCGCUGCAUGCGAAGCAGUGGACUUGGAUUCUCAAAGAUUUUUCUCACAGUGGUUCGAUACUUGCUUUACAACAACUGGACUCGUGAAUGCCUCUGUUGCGAAAUCCAUUAUUGAAAUGAUAUGGGCUAAGAGAGAGGAUGUUGGAUUGAAUAAGGACAUGUGCACUUGGCCAGAAGUGUUGAGAGCGAAGAAGAUAAGGCUGAUGUGUACCUAA